This is a messenger RNA of Dovyalis caffra, 6645 nucleotides long. The record is from the annotation of a GenBank genome assembly. NCBI's taxonomy places the organism in Eukaryota, Viridiplantae, Streptophyta, Magnoliopsida, Malpighiales, Salicaceae.
AUGGCUCGUGGCAACUUCAGGGCCGCUCGAGCUACCAAACUCCAUCUGGUCUUGGGAUUUGUUGUUGAGAAGGGAGGUGAUAAUGGGGAGGUUCCUAAGUGGAUUUGUAUUGCCUAUGCUACUCUUGGCAGUCUAACAUGCUUGCUAGGUUUGCGAUCCCGAAGUCGAUCCCUUGGACCAUGGUGUGCUCUUACCCUUUCGUCACUGGCUAUUCUUUCAAAUGCCAUAUUUCAUACUAUUUGGGUUAUUAAGGGGGACGAUUGGAGUGUUGCUGAUGAUCAGUGGGUCAAGUUGGUUGGUUUCCGAAGUGUUCAGUCUUGGGGGUCGCCAUAUCUACUGUAUUUUUUGGUAGUCCAAGUAUUGGUAGCUUUUGUCGCAGUAAUUGAAAUCCACAGGAGUAGAUAUGAUCAGGAUCUAUGGAAAGGUUCUUGGUUGGGGCAUCUGCAUUCUCCAGAGAUAACUAUUGGCUUGAACAUUUUCCUUCUGUAUGUAUACCAACUUCCCAUCGAGGUUUCUGGGACGGUUCAAUGGGUUGCUGGUUUCAUUGGUCUCUAUAAAAUACCUGCACGACCAGAGCUGUCAGAAAUUUGUUCUGGCCUUUCACUUUUACUUUUCUACAUUAUGACACUACUGGUAGUUAACCUUAGAGGAAUCAGCGAAUAUGCAUGUUCCAGCACAUUGGAAUGCUCCCUCUGCCCUAAUGUGACCGAAAUCAAAGUGCCAUUCCUGCAUAGGGAAGGGGUGCCAAACUGGCAGGAGGCUGGCAGUACAUUGAUGAAUGAAGCUGUUACAAUCACUUCAGGUCAUUUGAUCAUAAUAGCUGAUUGCUAUGAUCUAGACCGAGCUUACUGUAACUGCGGAUUUGCAAGGCUGGAAUUGCUAAAUGGCUUGUUGCUUGUUUUCAUUCUCCUAUGGGCUACUAGCACCUAUAUCUUCAAUGUGGCAUUUACAGUCCUAAAUAAGAAAAUGCGGAAGGAUAUGGAAAUUUGGGAAACCAUUGGCUUAUGGCAUUACCCGAUUCCAGGAUUUUAUCUUCUCGCACAAUUUUGUCUUGGUGUCCUUGUUUCUUUGGUCAAUCUGGUGAACAAUUCUGUUUUCCUCUAUUUGUCUGAUGGGGAUAGGGAGCUUUUAAAUCAGGAUUUUGCAGUAGAAGAGAGUGAAGAAACCAAAGUAUUGAUUGUUGCUGCAAUAGCGUGGGGACUGCGCAAAAGCUCUCGUGCUAUAGCACUGAAAAAGAUAGCAUCAUUUCUCAGUGCAAUUGGACAAAAGUUUCUUUCAGUAUAUCGAUCAUGUGGAACCUCCAUUGCCUUUCUGACAAUUCUUCUUACUGUGUACCAAGUAAGGCCUAAUUUUAUUUCCUUUGGUUACCUGUUCUUCCUUCUACUAUGGGUGAUUGGAAGACAACUUGCGGGGAAGACAAAAAAGCGCCUUUGGUUACCUCUGAAAGUUUAUGCAGUUGUGGUGUUUAUUCUCAUUUAUGGCUUGAGUGUCUUCUCCAGUUUUCGGACAUUGUUGUCCAGGAUGGUUGAUGUUUCUUUUGCCUUUGCAUAUAAACCAGAAGCUUCCAUUUUUGGAAAUAUUUGGGAGUCCCUUGCUGUAUUGAUUGUGAUGCAACUUUAUAGUUAUGAGAGGAGGGAAAGCAAGAAUUCACAAUCACAUUACGUUGAUGCACCAAAAAAAUGUUCCCUUAAUUUUAUGAAACGUCUUCUAAUCUUGCACAGCGAGAAGAUACUAAGUCUUGCCCUUUUUUAUGCAUCUCUAUCCCCUAUAAGUGCGUUUGGUUUUCUAUAUCUUGUUGGCUUGGUUGCUUGUUCAACUUUACCCAAGUCUUCUAGGAUCCCUUCAAAACUGUUUGUUGCUUAUUCAGGACUUCUUGUGAUGAUUGAGUAUCUUUUCCAGUUAUUGAAUGACCAGGCUAAACUGUUCUCUGGUCAAAAGCAGUCUUCUCUGUUUCUUUUUCUUGGAUUGCGGCUCUACAAGCCUGGUUUCUGGGGUCUAGAAUCAGGCUUGAGAGGAAAGGUUUUGGUUAUUAUUUCAUGCAUACUUCAGUACAAUGUCUUCCGUUGGUUGGAAAUGAGGUCAUGCGAUUCUGGAAAUGUUGGAAAAGGGAACAAGCCUUGUGCUUUGUUUGGCACAUCAGAAGAGGUCCCAAGUGAAACAACAAUUCUAAACCCAGAAAGUAAACUAUCAACAACUACCAGCCCACUGUUAGAAAAAAGAAAAGAAGCAAGACGCAACUCAUGGCCAUCUCUUAGCACUUCUGUAUCUCAGGGGCCAGAUCCAACAUCCUAUGAAACAGGAGGCUUUGAAAGCUAUAACACACAAAAAUAUUUAUGGAUCUCUGAAACUUCCAGAGGUGGCCAUAAGUGGAACAGAAAGCGGAUUCGCGUCUUGAGAAAAGAGAGGCUUCACAUGCAGACCACCACUUUUAAAGUGUUUGUGAAGUUUUGGAUAGAGAAUAUGUUCAAUCUCUAUGGUCUUGAGAUUAACAUGAUUGCAUUACUUCUUGCCAGCUUUUCCGUGCUAAAUUUCGUCUCUUUGCUCUAUGUAGCAUCACUUGCUACUUGCAUUCUGUUACCUCGGCGUGUCAUACAAAAACUGUGGCCCAAAUUUGUGCUCUUAUUUGGUUCUGUUACAACCCUUGAGUACUUGGCAAGUUGGCAGACAUCUUGGAAGCAACAUGCCCUGGGUGAUGCGCCGGUGCCUUGCAAUGACUGUUGGAGAAGCUCUGAUAUUUACUUCAACCACUGCAAGAAAUGCUGGUUAGGAAUCUUGGUCGAUGAUCCUCGAAUGCUUAUCAGCUAUUAUCUAGUUUUCAUGCUUUCAUGUUUCAAAUUUCGUGCUGACCGCUUGUCCAGUCUCUCAGCUUCAGAGACAUACCAGAAAAUGAUGUCCCUUUACAAGCAUUCAUCACUGAGUGAUCUCUCUUUUGAAACAAAAUGCUUUUGGACAAUUCUUGAUUACCUAAGGCUUUAUAGUUAUUGCCACUUGCUAGAUCUUGUUCUUUCUUUGAUUUUAAUCACAGGAACACUUGAAUUUGACAUUCUGCACCUUGGAUAUCUUGGUUUUGCUCUGGUUUUUUUUCGUAUGAGGCUUGAAAUACUGCAGAGGAAGAAUGAAAUCUUCAAGUUCUUGCGGAUGUACAACUUGGCUCUUAUUGUCCUUUCUCUUGCGUAUCAAUCCCCGUUUGUUGGGGACUUUUGCGAGGGGGAUUGUGAAACAAUAGAUUACAUAAGUGAGGUGGUUGGAUUUCAUAAAUAUGAUUAUGGGUUCCGAAUUACUUCAAGAUCUGCCCUUGUUGAGAUUAUCAUAUUUAUGCUGGUAGCAUUACAGUCAUAUAUGUUUUCAGCCCAGGAUUUUGACCACGUAUCAAGGUAUCUUGAAGCAGAGCAGAUUGACACCAUAAUAAAUGAGCAAGAAAAGCGGGCUGCGUGGAAAACUGCACAAUUACACCAGAUACGUAAAUCCGAAGAGCAAAAGCGGUUGCGUAAUUUGCAAGUGGAAAAGAUGAAAUCGGAGAUGCUUAACCUUCGAACCCAACUUCACAGUAUAAAUACCUCCGCAAAUCGUGGUGACACUUCUCAAAAUGAAGGCAUUAGACGGAGGAGAAACAGUUCUCUAAAUACAGAUGCAGCUAAUAGCAUCCCGGAGAAGAUGGAAAUUGAUUUUAAGAAGCAGCCUGUUGACAUAAGUUCUGAUCUAAUAUUUUCUUUUGAUAUUGACGAGUCUCCUAGAAGUGAAAGAAUUGGAAGGUUGUUUGCAGUGAACUCCAGAAAUAAUUCAAUGGAUUUUUUUAGUGAGACCAUUGAGUUAAAUAAUAGUGCUGCUAGUUGUGAGUUCUUGGAUUCACGUAGAAGAGAUGAAGCAAGGUUCCAAGCGAAGAGAAACCCACUAAUCUCAGUAAAACAUCUAUUCAGUGAUGGUGUUUCUCAAGCAAAAUCUCUUGGUAAGAUGGCGGUCACCAACCUUGUGACUUUCUUUAACAUAAAACACGAAGAACCUGAUUUAAGUGACGAUUCCUCUGAUGGAGAUGUAUACUAUGAGAUAGAGAAUCAGAAUAUAGGGGGUGAGCCUAUUGAACGGACAUUUUCCACCCAAUCUGACAGUGUGCAGACCACUUCUGCAUACCUGCAAAUUCGAAUGAUCCUCUUUUACAUGUGGGCCCAAAUGCGAUCAAACAAUGAUGUUGUCUGUUACUGUUACUUCGUCCUAAUGUUUCUAUGGAACUUCAGUUUGUUGUCAAUGGUUUAUCCAGCUGCUCUCUUCUUGUAUGCACUUUGUGUAAAUACUGGGCCACACAGCAUGUUCUGGUUCAUUAUGUUGAUCUACACUGAGAUGUGCAUAUUGGUUCAGUACCUAUAUCAAAUCAUCAUCCAACAUUGUGGGUUCACCUUAAGCAUUAGUUUGCUUCAGGAAUUAGGAUUCCCUGCGCAUAAGAUCUUGUCAUCUUUUGUAAUCAGCAACUUGCCUCUUUUUUUGGUCUAUUUAUUUACUCUCCUACAAACCUCCAUAACUGCAAGAGACAGAACAGUUACUGAUGCCCGCUCUCGAAAGAGAAGAAACAAUUUCCAGGAAGUGGUUGUUCAGGGUUACACGGCGAGAGUACAAGCACUGCUUUUGUCUGCUAAAAAUGUUAUGAAACUGUUGAUUAGAAGUCUGUUCAGGUACUGGAAAUCUCUCACACAGGGAGCAGAAACUCCACCGUACUUUGUACAGCUGUCCAUGAAAGUUGAUUUGUGGCCUGAGGAUGGCAUUCAACCAGAGAGGAUCAAGUCAGGAAUAAAUAAGCUCCUCAAGGUCAUGCAUGAUAAAAGAUGCCAGGAGAAAGAUCAUUUGCACUCAGUCAGCGACGUCCGUGUUCAAAGCAUUGAAAGAAGUCCUGAAAAUGAUAAUGUCGCUCUGGCUGUUUUUGAGGUGUUAUGUGCCUCUCCCUUGAAAGGAUGCACCAAUGUAGAUCUUUACAAAUCACUAACUCCAGCAGCUGAUGUAGCCUAUGAGAUUCUAGAAGCUCAGCGUGCCGGUGUUGUCAAGGAAAUAAGGUUUCCUUAUCCAAUACUAUCAGUGAUUGGUGGAGGGAAAAAGGAUAUUGAUCUUUACGCCUAUAUAUUUUGUGCUGAUUUGGCUGUUUUCUUCUUGGUAGCCAUGUUCUACCAAUCAGUCAUAAAAAACAACAGCAUUGUUGAUAUUGCAUUGGAAUCCCAAGUUACUGUUUUAUCAAUUCUCCAUGUAGAUUCAAAGGUUAUUUUUUUCUUGAUUGUGCUUGAUCGUGUAAUAUACCUCUGUUCAUUUGCCACGGGAAAAGUCCUCUUUUAUCUUUUCAAUCUUGCCCUCUUCACAUACUCGGUGACAGAGUAUGCUUGGUACAAGGAGCCACAACAUAGACAUGCUGGAAGAUUAGCACUCCGUGCUAUUUAUUUCACAAAGGCAAUUUCUCUCGCUCUUCAGGCAAUACAAAUACGAUUUGGAGUUCCACAUGAAAGCACUUUGUAUAGACAGUUUUUGACAAGUAGUAUCUCACAAAUCAACUAUAUGGGCUUCCGAGUUUAUCGUGCUCUGCCAUUCCUUUAUGAAUUACGAUGUGUGCUUGAUUGGUCAUGCACGACUACAUCUUUGACCAUGUAUGACUGGUUGAAGUUAGAAGAUAUUCACGCAAGCUUGUUUCUUGUCAAAUGUGAUGCGAAUCUGAAUAGAGCAAAACACCGACAAGGAGAAAGGCAACCGAAAUGGACAAAAUUCUGCAAUGGGAUAUGCUUAUUUUUUGUAUUGCUGUGUGUUAUAUGGGCUCCGAUGUUGAUGUACAGCAGUGGUAACCCCACUAACAUUGCUAACCCUAUCAAAGAUGCAAGCAUUCACAUUGAUAUAAAGACACUUAGUGGAAGGCUUACACUAUUUGAGACAACUUUAUGUGAAAAGAUCUCGUGGGAUGAAAUUAAUUCACAUGAUGAUUUGGAUCCUCAAGGCUAUUUAAGCACAUAUAACGAGAAAGACAUCCAACUCAUAUGCUGCCAAGCUGAUGCUAGCACGUUGUGGCAUGUCCCCCCUGUGGUCCAGGCCAGAUAUAUGAGAUCUCUUAGGUCGAGCAUGGAUAUCAUCUUUUCUUGGCAAUUAACCAGGGAUAGGCCUAAAGGAAAGGAAGUCGUGAGAUACGAAUUGAUUGUUCAAGAUGAGGACCUUCCAACAUAUUCACAAGUAAUGGAAGUGCUAAAUGGCACUACCAAUAACUUCACAAUAUUUAAUGUUUAUCCAAGAUACUUUCGUGUCACUGGAUCUGGUGAAGUUCGGUUGCUUGUACAGUCGGUAGAUCUUGUCAGUGGGGAUCUUGUUCUUAAUCGUGGGAAUCCAGAAUGGUGGUCUUUCCAUGAUAUUGAUUUGUCAUCUGGAUGUGGCCAGUUUGGAGGACCUAUGGCUAUUAUUGUAUCUGAGGAAACGCCACUUGGCCGGUUUAUCAGACUGCAGUGCGCUGACCUGAGAAUGAGAAUACCAUUCGAGAAUCUUCCUUCAUGUGACAGGUUGAUGGCGAUAUGCGAGGAUAUUUAUGCUGCAAGAGCAGAGGGUGAGCUUGAAGUCGAGGAGGUUCUUUAUUGGACACUGGUGAAAAUUUAUCGGUCUCCGCAUAUGUUGCUUGAAUACACCAAUCCUGACUAG